GGAAAGGUACCGGUACAAGUUACCGCCACAACGAAAGCGCUAUUGAUACUGUUCUCAACUUGGAAUAAUGAAUAUGAAUUGCUCGUUUGAGAUUCAAUAUCUCGAAUAGAUACUGGAAAAUUCUCUUUCGUAUUGUGAAGGGUAUCACCUCAGACAGGAUUUUUUUUUUUUGCCACGAUUUCAUACUUUCUAACAUCGAUCAUUUCUCGACAGGUUUGUCUAAUUAAUUAUGCUUUUCUAAAAGAGCUCUGUGCGCUUUCAAGCAGCUCUCGAAAUGACGGCAGCUACGCCCUUUGCCCCUCAGUAUCACUGAAACCCGAAUGAACCCAAACCGUAAUCAUACCGUAGAUUAAUACCAACCUACCAGCGGCGGUGUGUGGUUGUAGCGUAUUACACCUAAACGUAGUUAACCUAAAGCAGAAUUGAUUCGUGUUGAUUGUGGUUAUGCCGUCUUUUGUCGUCGGUUAUAAGGAAUAAUUGGAAUCGGUCACUCUCAGGAGAAGUACUGUGCACAUUGACGGUGUUCCUAAAAACGUUAGGAUUCAGAUUACCACUAUGAAUGUCGUAUGCACAUACAUUUACAAAGCAGCAUGAGGAUACCAGCACAACAUUACCAUAUCACCAAGUUCAAUUUUUACCUGAGAUUCAUCAGGCAUUAUCAUGAUGCUGGCCCAUUAUCAGCAAAAGCAAUCAGACAGUCUUUCAUAGAUUACUUUGUGCAGGAACAUAACCACACAUUUGUGAGAUCAAGUCCUGUUGUUCCCUUCUGUGAUCCAACUGUAGCAUUUGUUAAUGCUGGAAUGAACCAGUUCAAAAGUGUUUUUCUUGGAAAUGUUCAACCACCAUGUCUUCGUGCUGCCAACAGCCAGAAGUGUAUAAGGGUCGGAGGAAAGCAUAAUGAUUUGGGUGUAGUUGGUGCAGAUGGCUAUCAUCAUACUUUUUUUGAAAUGCUUGGGAGUUGGUCAUUUGGAGAUUAUUUCAAGAAAGAAGCAUGUGAACUGGCUUGGAAUCUAUUAAUAGGUCAAUAUGGCCUGAACCCUUCUAGGCUCUAUGUCACAUAUCAUGGAGGUGACUCUGCUCUGGGCUUGGGACCAGACUUAGAGACCAGAGACAUCUGGAGACAAAUUGGCGUUUCACCAAAUCGCAUUCUGCCAUUUGGUUCAGAUGAUAACUUCUGGGAAAUGGGGGUCACUGGACCUUGUGGUCCAUGUACUGAGAUCCACAUAGAUCAUGUUCCUGGCCGUCAGUUUGCUGCAGCGAAAGUCAACAUGGGUUGUAGUGAUCUUACAGAGAUAUGGAAUCUAGUCUUCAUACAAUAUAACAGGAGUGAAGAUGGUCAGUUGAAAGAGCUACCCUGUCGACAUGUUGAUACUGGAAUGGGGCUGGAACGACUUGUUGCAAUACUUCAAGGAAAGAGGUCCAAUUAUGACACUGAUUUAUUUCAACCUCUGUUCAAAGCUAUUCAUAAGUUUUCUAGGAAUGUUCCAGUGUAUCAGGGUCAGUUUGAUGAGGAAGAUACAAUGGGCUUUGAUACAGGAUACAGAAUACUGGCAGAUCACGCCCGAAUGAUGACAGUUGCUUUAGCAGAUGGCAUGUUUCCAGAUCAAAACUAUAAAUUACGCCGUGUUAUGCGAAAAGCAAUGCUUGUAUCACAACAGAAAUUUGGAGUUGAAUGUGGGCUAUUAACUGAAUUAACCAAUUAUGUGGCAGAUUCUCUGGGUGAUGCAUAUCCAGAAAUUGUACAUCGCCUCAAGCAGAUUCAACUCAUCGUCAACCAUGAAGAGGAGGUACUUCGUUUACUUCGAUUAGGAGCUGCAGUCGACUGGCAGGAAAUAGUGAGUGUGAAACCUGAACUCUCUAACUUGGAUAUAGUGGAGAUGCCAGGCCUUAUAGCAGGGUAUCAUGAACUUCGAGCAUAUGCUAGAUCAGCUUCAGUGAAUGAAUCACUUGUAGCGAGAAAAUCUACUGUACCAUCUGCAGCAAUCAGGUUUGAGGAAAAAUGUAUUGAGAAGAAGAUAAAGGAGAAUACUGAAUUAUUUGAAAAUAGCAUAGGUUCAGCUAGUGUAAUGAUACCAGGUAAAUUAACAUUUAAAUUGUAUGAUACUUAUGGUUUGGAAGAGGAUGUUAUAAUAGAACUGGCCAGAGUAGAAGGUUUCCAAGUGGAUGUAAAUGGAUUUAGGCAUUUAUUAAAUGCAGCUAAAGUUCAGUCAAAGGAAAGUUUCAGAUCUGAAGCAGAAAAUGAACAGAUGCAGCAAAUAUUUCACCAGCUUAUAAAACUGGGUUUGAAUUUCACUGAAGACACUCAGAAGUACUAUUACAAGAAAGAAAAUGACAAGUAUGUAUUCCCUCCUGUGAAAUGUAAAGUGAAAGCUAUAAUUGUGAGUGGGAAGAUAGUGUCAAGAAUUGGGCCAGGAACACAGUGCAGUGUUGUUUUAGACCAGACUAAUUUUUACCAUGAAGCAGGCGGACAAGCCAGUGACAGUGGGCAGUUAGUGAUGAAGGAUGGAACACAAUUUCACGUAACUGAUGUGACAAAUUAUGGCGGAUAUCUUCUCCAUCACGGCUCUGUCAACAAAGAAGGGAAUGAUAUUUGUGUUGGAGACAUUGCAACAGCUGAGGUGAAUGGAGAUGAUCGACUGGGCAACAUGAGGAACCACACAGCUACUCAUCUGCUGAAUGCUGCUCUCCGUAAAAUCAUUACCGUUACCUACCAGAAGUCGAGCCAUGUGACAGAAUCCAGCCUUGUGUUUGAUUUCUCUGUAUAUGGAGAGACAUUUUAUGUACAGAAUGUUGAGCAGCUGGAAGAGAUGGUGCAGAGGUGUGUGCAUGCAGCCACACCUGUGAAGCGGUACACCGUGUCAGCUGAUGAGCUCUUCUCUCUAGAGAAUGUGACCCUUGUACCUGGUGAAGUGUACCCUGAGGAAAAAAUAUACAUUAUAGAAGUUGAAGCUGAUGGAUUAUUUACAUCAAGAGAAGCAUGUUGUGGUACACAUGUAUUGAAUACAGCAGACAUCAGGGAUUUCUGUAUUGUGGGGAUGAAGAAUGCAGGCAGUGGAACACGUAGCCUGGUAGCUGUUACAGGUGAUUAUGCCACAUCAGCACUCCAAGAAGGCCAACAGAUUGCUGAGAAAGUGACAUCUUUGCAUGCUGAAGUGGAGUACUUCCUUAGUUCAAAUGUUUCUGCACACGAGGCUGAGCAGUUGGAUAUGAAGCUGCAGAAACUGAAGCAGAAGUUGGCCAUUGGUUCUCACACUCUUCCUUUUUUGGUUAGUUCAGAGGAACUGCAGAAGAUUGAAAUUAUAGGCAAAAAGCUGAAAGAUAGUGCUCGAGGAUGUCUCAGAGAUGAAUUGGAAACUGAAAUGCUUGCCGUGUUGGCAAACAACCAGCAGUCAUUUCUAGUCCAUUUUCUACAGUGCUCCUCAAUGAUAGACAGUGUUCCUCUGCAGAAGGCUACCAGAAUGUGCCCUCAGAUUCCUGUGCUGCUUGUAGCUCAUAGUGAGGGAAGUGUCAAAGCAAAGUGUUGUGUGCCUAAGACACUGUUGUCAGAAACUUUCAAUGCUCAGUUAUGGAUGCAACCUGUACUGCAAGUGUUCAAAUCUGAAGGUGCAGCUCCAAGAGGCCAGGAUCCAUGCCUUGUGUUCAAUAUGAAAGGCAAAAAAUUACAACCAGCUGACUUCAAUACUUUAAUGAAGGAUGCUCUUCAGAGUGCUACAAAGUUUGCUGAACUCCAUUUGGGACCAGCUAAGACACAAGAACAGUCCUGAAGUUCACAUCAUCCUGCUAUUAAACAGUAUGUAACUCAUGAGCUGAAGAGUCUGUGUUGUAAUUCCACUAUGCCAGUUGUCAUUUUCACGCUUAUUCUAUCAUUGGGAACAGCAGAAUCUGCCCCGUAGGUUUUUGAUCUCAGAAGUGGAUUUCUUCACCUCUCCUAGAAGACUGAUAACACUGUGCCUGAAGCACUCGUCUUGAUAAUACAAUUGGGACAGCUGCUGGUUUGUCAUAAUUAGCUGUAGUAGCUGAUGCAAAUUUAAACCCACUACUGUUAUUAAAAUUUCUGUUGUCACUGACCACUGUCAGCUACAUGCUGGGUGGACAGGAUUAGUUUCCAGGUAGGGACAGGAUUUUCCUUUACCGUUAAAUCCAGAUAGUUGUAAAGAUUUUGCUUACACAAUGCAGUUUUUCAUACAGAAACAGCAUAUUCAGAAUUUGUUUAAUGGUGAUACAAAUAUUAACUUAUACAGGAUACCAUACAAUAUUCUGAAAGGUUUUGUUUUUCUGUUCUACACUGUAGGAGAUGUGCCAGUAGGUUUAAAUGUUUGCAGUCAGUAGCCAAAUUUUUCAUUCAGUUUUGUUCUUCCAUCUCCUGUCUGACCUUCUGGUGGUAUCCACACUGAAUAAUCAGGGUCUGAAGGAUCAUAAUCAGUUUUCUGCUGCAUUGCCUAUAAAAAAAGGACAGUUAAUACUCCAAAGCAGGUGGCACUAGACAAGUGCACUCAUAAACAUGUUAUGGAAUGCACAAAUUCAUCACUUUCAUACUCAAGUAAAGAACCUUCUGGUCAGCAUCAUAAAGAAGGUGGAGAACUGGAAAUGCAUGAACAGAAGCUAUGUAAUUUAUGUUAUUCUUCUAGCAUUCUUAGGGUAUACAUGUCCAGUGGUAAGGUUCUGUUCUAAUGAUUUGAACCUUUGGGCUCUAAUAUCAGAGGUGAACUUCAUAUGUGAAAAACAAAAUGUUAAAAAUGGUAUUACCAUACACUUCUGUGGUUUUGAGUGACUGCAAUGUUAUCUAGAAAUAACCUAAUGAGUAAUAAUAAUAAUAAGCUACUGUUACCUUCCUAUUUCUUUGCUCUGUCCUUCUCUUGUUUCUGUUCCUCUUCCUCUCUACUUCCUUCUCCUCAUCGCUACUGUGAGGUUCCACAACUUCUGUGCUUGAUGUGGUUUCAGAGUUUUCUUUCAGUGGUGGAAGCAUUACAGGACCAAAGACUUUGGUUUUUGGAUUAGUUGUAUAUAAUUUUUUGGGAUCUUGAGUGUCUAAAAUGUCUACUUCCAUCUUAUCUUCUUUACCUGGAAUAAGUAAGAACUGUUAACUCAGACUGGAAUAUUAAUAGACAACAUAAGAGUUAUAACAGCUUUUAAACCACUGUAGAAAACAAACUUCCAGGCUGUUCAACACUUCCAGUAUCAACCAGAUUAUAUCCUGUGACACAUGAGAACUGUCUGCAUUGUGUUAGUCCAGCAAAUGGGUUUUCUGUCAAAUCUGCCUCCUCAUCAGCAUCAUCACCUAAAACAUAAAAAAAGAAACUUCAACUAUUUUGUAAUAAGCUGUUUCCUGGAAAGAAGCAAAUCUGUAUGAGAAGAGAACUAGAAAGACUGGGAGAAUGUGGUUAUGGCCUAUUAUAAGGAAUUAUCAGAGCAUGUUGAAUGUUAGAGUGGUUUCUUAGGUUACUUAGUGAUACUGUUUGAAGAGGUUAUAUGGCAUGGAGAGAGAUGAAAAGUUGGUCAUAAAUGGUAAGUAUAUACAGAUUUGGAAGAAAAUGGUCAUAAACCAUUUCAUCUUACAUUCACAGUAUUUACAAGGAGAGACUGCAUAAAUCCAUGAAAAGUUUUAGAACAGGCUGUAAUGUGGCCAAAAUACAAACUUCCAAUAAUACUGCUAUACAGACCUACUUGGUACCACAUAUAAAUGGCUCAUCUAGUGAGUUAUCUAGAGAUGCUGUCUCAACUGUACUAGUUCUGUAACACUGUGUGAGAACAUACUAUUCCAUGCUAUUUAGAAUGAUUCAUGUUGUGUUCAUUUAA
This is a messenger RNA of Zootermopsis nevadensis, 5796 nucleotides long. It is a transcript of the gene AlaRS-m, whose product is annotated as alanine--tRNA ligase, mitochondrial. Gene Ontology annotation, biological process: alanyl-tRNA aminoacylation. Gene Ontology annotation, cellular component: cytoplasm; mitochondrion. Lineage: Eukaryota; Metazoa; Arthropoda; Insecta; Blattodea; Termopsidae. The record is from RefSeq and is a predicted model, not a curated record. Gene Ontology annotation, molecular function: alanine-tRNA ligase activity; aminoacyl-tRNA deacylase activity; ATP binding.